Molecule: messenger RNA, 2272 nt
Organism: Dipodomys ordii (Ord's kangaroo rat)
Lineage: Eukaryota; Metazoa; Chordata; Mammalia; Rodentia; Heteromyidae
Gene: Slc68a1
Product: transmembrane protein 180
Exons: 9
Coding region: 20-1714 (564 amino acids)
Source: RefSeq, a predicted model, not a curated record
GCCCUGGUGGCGUGCGCGCAUGCGCACUGUCUGGCACCUGGCUCCGAGCUGCAGCCGACUUAAUCUUAGCCUGCCAGGACUGCGGAACAAGAAUGGUGAGACUGCCUGUGGCCAUGAGGCCUCCUCAGAACUCCUGGGGCUGAGGCUGGGGCUAGCAGCCAUGGGGCUGGCCCUGCCCCAGGCCUGGCUGUUGGGCCUUCCCACUGCUGUGGUGUAUGGCUCCCUCGCCCUCUUCACUUCCAUCUUGCACAAUGUGUUCCUGCUCUACUAUGUGGACACCUUCGUCUCAGUGUACAAGAUUAACAAGACAGCCUUCUGGGUUGGAGAGACGGUGUUUCUCCUCUGGAACAGCCUCAAUGACCCCCUCUUCGGCUGGCUCAGUGACCGUCAGUUCCUCAGCUCCCAGCCCCGGUCAGGCACCGGGCCCUCCUCAAGGGCAGUGGUGCUGGCACGGGUACGGGCAUUGGGGUGGCAUGGGCCAUUGCUGGCGCUGUCAUUUCUGGCAUUCUGGGUGCCCUGGGCCCCAGCUGGCCUGCAGUUCUUGCUGUGCCUGUGUCUUUAUGAUGGCUUCCUGACACUCGUGGACCUGCACCAUCACGCCUUGCUGGCUGACCUGGCCCUCUCGGCGCACGACCGCACCCACCUCAACUUCUACUGCUCCCUCUUCAGUGCGGCUGGCUCCCUCUCUGUCUUUGCCUCCUACUCCUUUUGGAACAAGGAGGAUUUCUCCUCCUUCCGUGCCUUCUGUGUGGCCCUGGCUGCCAGCUCUGGGCUGGGCUUUCUGGGAGCCACACAAUUACUGAGGCGGCGGGUUGAGGCUGCCAGAAGGGACCCGGGGUGCUCAGCUCUGGCCAUGGACGGUGGCCUGGGUGGAGAUGAUCUCCCAGUGGGCGGUGAGGAAGCAGGCAGGAUCACAUUGGGCCAGUACCUCCGGCAGCUGGCAGGUCACCAAAACUUCCUGUGGUUCGUGGGCAUGGAUCUGGUGCAGGUGUUUCACUGCCACUUCAACAGCAACUUCUUCCCCCUCUUCCUGGAGCAUCUAUUGUCUGACCACAUCUCUCUCUCCACUGGCUCCUUCCUGUUGGGUAUCUCCUAUGUGGCUCCUCACCUCAACAAUCUCUACUUCCUGCCCUUAUGCCGGCGCUGGGGUGUCUACGCUGUGGUGCGAGGACUCUUCCUGCUCAAGCUGGGCCUCAGCCUGCUCAUGCUAUUGGCUGGCCCAGACCAUCCCAGCCUGCUCUGUUUCUUCAUUGCUAGCAACCGUGUCUUCACUGAAGGCACCUGUAAGCUGCUGACCCUGGUGGUCACUGACCUGGUAGAUGAGGACCUGGUGCUGAACCAUCGCAAACAGGCAGCCUCGGCGCUUCUCUUCGGCAUGGUUGCCCUGGUGACCAAACCAGGCCAGACCUUUGCUCCACUGCUGGGUACAUGGCUGCUCUGUUUCUACACAGGUCACGACCUUUUCCAGCAGCCUCCAAUGACUCCUGUGGGGAGUGUCCAGCCUUGGCCAGAGCUUCCAGCCCCAGCCCCAGCACAGGCGCCAACCCUGCGUCAGGGCUGUUUCUACCUGCUAGUGCUGGUGCCGAUCAUCUGUGCACUGCUGCAGCUUUUCACAUGGUCCCAGUUCACACUGCAUGGCAGACGCCUGCAUAUGGUCAAGGCCCAGCGCCAGAAUCUGAUGCAGAUCCAAACUCUGGACAUUAAGACAGUGUGAGUUCUGCAAGGCCACUCUGCUGAGCUCAUAGCUUCAGUACUGGGCAGGGGCCACUCUUGGCAGGCAGCUUCCUAGUCCUUUGUCUUCUUUGGGUACAGCUUGCAGGACAGACAGUGGGUGGGAGCUAGUAAGGCUGAGUCAGAAGUGUCCCCAUGGUCUGUCCCUCUUUAGCUGCCUGGCUCAGCUUGGGUAGGGCGGGGACAUAUGUGCUCAGGGACCUGCUUCUCUGUGGGGCAGGAGGAAAGAUGGCCAGACUGGAUGGGUUGUGUGGUGCACUGCGGUCUUCCCACUGGAGGCCCAGCCCACUGCCUGGCUGAUAUGAGCCACUCUGAUGGCUCAGGAACUACUUUUGAUACUGUGACUAUUCCUUUCUGCUCAGUCAGGGGUGCUGACUCUAAGUGCCACCUGUCCCCACCUUCCACUUUUCUAGGGGUUUCUCAAGGGUUCUCUGCUACAGCUGUGCUGUAUCUCUUUCCUUUGGCUCCCAACUCCCACCAGGUUUCUGAACUCUAGAGGCUCAAUUCAUUACAGAUUGAUUAAAACCCCUCAUUCCUGUUC